Messenger RNA from Coturnix japonica (Japanese quail), 636 nucleotides. Lineage: Eukaryota; Metazoa; Chordata; Aves; Galliformes; Phasianidae. The record is from RefSeq and is a predicted model, not a curated record.
AUGGCGGCCCGGUUCGGUUUGGUGCUGUUGGGCUCCGUGUUCUUCCCGUUGUUGUUCGUUCUGAUCCGCUCCGCUCUGCGAUCGUUACCGGGACAGCGCUGCCCUGAACCGGACGCCGCCAUCUUGGCUGCCAGACACUGGCUGGCGGCUGUUUACCCCCCGUUCGCCGUCCCGUACUUCGUGUACGAUUUAUUCGCCAUGUUCCUGAUCCACCGGAACCGGCGGCUCCUCAAAGGCCACAAGAACCGACCGGAACCGACCAGGAACGGAACCGGAACCGGAACCGGAACCGGCAGCUUCCUGCGCAAAGAGGGGUUAAUGGUGCUGCACCAUGUCACCAUGGUCACUGUGUGCUUCCCUAUAGCCACGUAUGGCCGCCAACACACGACCCUACACAAGCUGAACGGUGCCGUCACCCUAUUGACGUUCCUGUGCUGCCGUGUCCUCCUGUUCCCGUUCCUUUAUGGGAUCUACGGGCGCCAUAUUGGGGUCCCCCUAUGGCGGGUCCCAUUCAACAUCCCCGGAUCCUACAACAUGGCGGCCGCCGCCCUAUUGGCCCCACAGCUCUAUUGGUUCGGGCUGUUGUGCAGGGGGGCCUGGAGGCUGCUGGCCCCACAACCACCGCGGCCACCCUGA